Molecule: messenger RNA, 521 nt
Organism: Racocetra persica
Lineage: Eukaryota; Fungi; Glomeromycota; Glomeromycetes; Diversisporales; Gigasporaceae
Source: the annotation of a GenBank genome assembly
AAUUUUUCUUCACAAUAUUGCCGAACAAGCUGAGCUAGAAGCUCAAUAUGAUUUGUCACGAUUUGAUGCACCUCUAUUAAGAUCUCUUCCAUUUACUCGUAGGCUUAGUGAAUCUCGGGAAAUUUCACAUCUCAACUUCAGAAAUCUUUCUCAUGAUGUUAAAUCACGAAUUCCAUCUCAUUAUUUCAAAGCUAUCUUGGAAUUCCUAAAGGACGACAUAUCAACUCUUUAUACUUGUCUUUUUGUCAAUUUCUCUGUCUAUCAACUCGUUAUUCCUUUAUUAUGGCGUCGACCUUUUCAUCAUACCGUUUCAAAGUCUCGACUUGCCGGCGCAAGCCUAAUUCAAGUUUACUUAUCUUUUCUUUCUGAUAAUGAGAUUGGUCGAUUGAUCGAUUCCGGAAUUCAUCUACGUGCUAUUUAUAAUUUCUUUCGACUUCUAAUAAUUUCAACACCGAAACUUAAGGCUUUAUUUGAACGAAAAAAUUACAGAGUAGUCUUAGAAGUAGUAGCAGCUACCCACU